ACCUCUUAUAUUAAAAAACACUUCUAAUAGUUUUACAGCCAAACACUCAACUACUUUUAUUUAAAAGUACUUAUCUACAAGCUCCACCCAGAAGUUGUUUCUGUAAAAGCUAUAUUAGGGCCAAACUAAGCUAUUAAAAGAGAUCAUGAUUCAAAUUUCAGAAUUGAAUAAUUUUAUUCUUAUGAAUAAAUAAAAUAACUGUAACAUCAAAUCUAAUCUUUCUAUUUCCACUAUCUUACUCUUUAUAGAUGAUGAUGAUGUUUGUCAGUAUUUUCAAUUUAAAAAUCAAAUCACGCCUUAAUACCAAAUUCUAAGAAUAGGGCUUGGACAUGUUCAUUUCGGGCCUUGAUGGAGGUUGGGCCAAGUCCUUUGCAGUUUUGUCAUCUGUAGCGGGAUAUGUCUACCUCCAAAGUCCAAACAGGUCCAGCCCAACACCACGAUGAUUUCUUUAUUAUAUGUCACUAUUAGUUUCUCUUUAAACUUUCCGAAAAUGGGAGAGAAACGAAAAGAGAACGAAGGUUUGACAGCAAACCGGCAAAAUUCCGAUCAGCGGAACGUUUAAAGAGUGUCAGUUGCAGAGCUCUAUUGACCUCCUCCAACAGUCAAUUUCGCUUGCCGGAGAUGUUUGCCUCUGAAGAUAUAUAGGUAAUUCCAAUCGUUUCCGAUUCUCAGUUUCAAUUCUAGCUGAUGCUUAUGAUUCCCUCCUCCUUAAAUCUCGACCUAACUCUGUUCGCCCUAAUUCAUUCAGAUUUGGACAAUGAAGGUUGGGGUGGAGUUGUUCAGUUGUUGAAAGGGGCAAAGAGAGAGGAUUUUUUUUUUAUUUUGAAGUUUAUUGUGCGUUCAUAUUUCGCAUUCUGUGUUGUUAGGAGAAAGAAACAACGACAGAAUGGUGCUGGUUUUAGCUAUAGGGGACCUUCACAUACCCCAUAGGGCGGCCGAUCUGCCUCCAAAAUUCAAGUCCAUGCUUGUUCCUGGCAAGAUUCAGCAUAUAAUUUGCACUGGCAAUCUCUGUAUCAAAGAAGUGCAUGACUACUUGAAGAGUUUGUGCCCUGAUUUGCAUAUCACUAGAGGUGAAUAUGAUGAAGACUCUCGCUAUCCAGAGACUAAGACACUAACCAUUGGCCAAUUCAAGCUUGGAAUAUGCCAUGGCCAUCAGGUUAUUCCCUGGGGAGACUUGGAUUCACUGGCCAUGCUGCAAAGGCAGCUCGAUGUGGACAUCUUAGUGACUGGUCACACACAUCAAUUCAAAGCCUACAAACACGAAGGAGGUGUUGUCAUCAAUCCAGGCUCUGCCACUGGCGCUUACAGUAGCUUCACCUAUGAUGUGAAUCCAAGCUUUGUGCUGAUGGACAUCGAUGGUCUACGUGUCGUGGUGUACGUAUAUGAAUUGAUCGAUGGCGAGGUCAAGGUCGACAAGAUUGAUUUUAAGAAGACCGCCAAUCCUCGGUGAUUAAACAUGUUGAGAAUGUAGAUUGGAGCCCAUUGAACCAGAAGGAAGCGGGGCAUCUGGAUGAAUAAACAGGUAGCGUACUUUCAACGUUUGUUCUCUCACUGUUCCUGAGUUGCGAGACUUGAUUAGGGUUCAGCGGUGUGGUGUGUACCUUCGUAUAUCCAUUCUCUUUUGUCGUCUCGGUAUUUCGAGUGUUUGGCAGAGUAAAUGUACUCUGUUCUUUCUCUUACAAAACUUUAUUUCCAACUUCAUGAACUGAAUGGAUGUUCAACAGGAGUAGACCAGAGGUAUUAAGAACAGGUUGAACUGAAAUGGGGAUUUAAUCAACUUGAGUUUAAUGUAUUUCUAUUAGUUUCUUGUCCUCAUAUUUCCUCACAAUUUCAAUUUGCUGCUGUUUGUCAAUUUGGUGGAAUAUUAAGUCUUCUACUGGGGAUUGAGGCUUCUAAGUUCUAACAGAACUAACCUUCUUCCUUAAUACGAAACUCUAGCACGGUAUGUCUACCAGUUCAUCUGCUUGGUUGUGGUGUUGUUUAAUUAUGUUUUUGUACGAAAUCAUUUGUUAUAAUUAUGUUGCUAGCUGGGGCAACCAUCAAAGAAGAGUCUUUACCAAUUACAGAUGUUCUCUAAGUUUCAAACUCAAUUCGAUUAGCUUGCUUAUAACCAUAGGCGUAAGCACGUGCUUAUGUCGUUUGAUUGGAUGCCUAGCAAUUCGAUGUUAUCAGAUGCACACGAUGUCUUAUUUGAUUGGCGUGCUUACAACUCUUAGCCUAAGUACAUACUUAAGCCGUUAGAUCCGUUGUCUAACAAUCCACUGUCACCAAAUGACGAUCACGAUGUACAUAUGAUAACCGUGGUUUCAUGGAUGCUUCAUCUAACCGCGUAAACACAUGCUUGUACCUCCAUGGCCAAAUUCAGUCCCGGGCUCUGUCUCCUUUUGAUUGCAGUCCUGAUUUCUCAGGGCUCAACUAAGAUAGACCAAAUUGGAGGUAAUGGUACGAAAACAAAAUAUAUAUAAUUAAAGCAACAGGAUUGCUGCUGCGGCAAUCAAGCUUCUGCAAGUCCGUCUGGAGCUAUUCCUUUUCCCUCCUCCGUGGGAAACUUGGGGGCCAAGCAAACCCUCUUCAUCCCAAAGUUCCCAACAAAUCAAAUAAUAAAUACCCCUGCCGUCA
Messenger RNA from Linum trigynum, 2619 nucleotides. Lineage: Eukaryota; Viridiplantae; Streptophyta; Magnoliopsida; Malpighiales; Linaceae. The record is from the annotation of a GenBank genome assembly.